This is a messenger RNA of Pichia kudriavzevii, 492 nucleotides long. RefSeq lists its product as uncharacterized. The record is from RefSeq and is a predicted model, not a curated record. Gene Ontology annotation, biological process: RNA splicing. NCBI's taxonomy places the organism in Eukaryota, Fungi, Ascomycota, Pichiomycetes, Pichiales, Pichiaceae. The transcript has a single exon. Bases 1 to 492 code for a protein of 163 amino acids. Gene Ontology annotation, cellular component: precatalytic spliceosome.
AUGGCAAGGCGAGUUGCCCUAAAUCUUGGACAAAGGGUGAGAAAUAAUAACCGUACUUUUGAACGUGGAAGAGGAAGACAGCGUUUAUUGGCGGAGAAUGACAAAACUGUAGAAACACCAGUUAAGAUACGAACUGAAUCUGGAGUAAGAGGAAAUGCAGUUCAUGGAUCGAACAAGUCCUCAAAGAGAAGAGCUGAAGACACACAAAAUGAUAUACAGGAACGAAGUAACAAGAAACAGCAGGUGAGCAGCCAUAGCGAUCCAAACUUUAAAGGCAGCUCUAUUGAAUCUGAGAUUACAAAAACUAUGGGCUUUGCGUCGUUUUCCAGCACACAGAAUCAGCAUGUUAAAGGUACUGAUUGCUAUGGUAUCAAUUUUAAGCAUAAGACGGAAUAUCGACAGUAUAUUAACAGGGAGGGGGGUUUUAACCGAGAAUUAUCUCCCACGAGGAGUGACAAAAAGAAAAAGAUUAAAAUGUCACUAAAGAAAUAG